CAUCGGUCGUGCACUGCAAGUCACAGGCCGUGGAAUUCAUGUCUAUGGUCGGGAUGGGCCCCAUGCAAAUCGUCGGGAGUCCAAGCCCAGCUUUCACGCACCGUGUUUGCUAAUUGGAUACUCUCUACUCUGCGUUAGGUUUUAGGUGUACAGCGGCCAGAAACUCUGCAUAGGCAGCAACACUAACUUGCUCCGCAACACCGGGCCGGCAACUUGAAUUCCUUGGUCUGUAAUUCUCUUGUUCAAGGUAGUGACAUCAUGUUUCAUAUACUGUGACGAACUUCCUCGUAAUCAGCUCGACAACUAGGGAGAGUUCAAUCGUCGGCCGUCGGCGGCCACCGACACCACUCGUGGACCGCGCUCCGCAACACGCCCAUGAAGCUUUCAGCCUUCGGCCAGGCUGCCAGCCACGUGCCGCAGCGCCACGUGCGCACAGCCUCGUCAAACGGCGUCCCAGCGCCACACGCGCCGCUGCCGCCUCCACCCCAGCCGUCUCAGCCUGCAGGAAAUGGGCCCCAACGCGACAGCAACGCUGGCGUCGGCGCAUCGGCCACGGCUGCCGUUCCGACUUCUGCUCCGCUGCCAGCAGCUCCUGGGCUGCCUGUGGUGGGACUGCCGAACGGGCUUGACGCCAGCGCCGACGCCGCCCGGGACCUGAGCCAGAGGCUGCUGAUGGAGCAGAUGGCGGUUCUGCAGCGGCAGUUGAUGGACAUGGCCAAUCUGGUGGCGACCACCCAGGCUCAGAACCAGGCGCUCAUUGGCCAGGUCAGCGCCCUGUCGCAGCAGGUGGCGCACCUCGCCACGGCACCCGUUGCACCGCCGCAGGCACCGGUGCCGCCGCCCCAGCCGGCCGCGGCGGCAGCUGCUACUGCCCAAGUGACGGCAGUGCCACAGCCCCCGGUUGCAUCCGCACCUGCACCUGCGCCUGCUCCCACCCCCGCACCGGUGGUCCAGAAUGCGACCCUGACUGCCGUGCCGGUUGCUGCCAGCGACCCCGUCACGGCAGCCCCGGUUGAGGCCCCGGCUCCUGCAGCGGCGCCCAAGCCUACACCGGUCGCGCCACCGGUUGACGCUGAGGCCGCUGCGGCGCAGGCGCAGGUGCAGCAGCUGUCCGCAGCCGCAGAGGAGCUGCAGAGCUUGUUCACUCAGCUGGCGGCAAAGACCGGCGGCGCUGUCGCCACUCCUCAGCCACCGGCGGCGCAGGCGCAGCAGCAGCAGCGGCCCAUGGCGAGGGGCCCGCAACAGUCGGACCGGCGGCCCCAGCGUCAGGAGGACCAGCGGCGUGGCAAGCCCGUGGGCGGUGCUCCGGAGCCGCAGCCCAGCUCUGCAGCCGAGCCUCAGCCUCAGCCACCCUCAUCCUUAUCUGGUGUCGGUGAGGAAUAUUCGGCUGCACAGCCGCGGGUGUCAGGCCGGGGUGGUCGCUACGUUGGCCCACCUCGCGGCAGCGAGCAAACCUUUCCUCAGCGGCAAGCAGCCACCACGCCGCAGCCGCGGGCAGCUGCCCCCGAGGGCAUGUUAGGCUCCGGCACCGCGUCCAUUCCGCAGGACGCUGCUGCGGCCCCCACUGCGCCCGCAGCGGCCACAGCGCCCGCUGCCGGCGACGGGGCUGCGCAGGGCGGUGCUGCCGGGUCCUCGCCUCUGAUGGAGGCCCGCAUCCGCGGCUGCCGCACCGCCCUGGAGCUCAAGGCGCUGCUGGAGACACCCGGACGACUGGCGCCCGCCGACGCCGUGCUGGCGGCGCAGCAGCUGCCGCGCUUCGCCCGCAGCUGGCAGCAGCAGCAGGCACAGGGCCAGCAGCAGCCGCAGACGAGUGCGGCAGGGCCUGGUGGCAAGGCCGGCGCCGCGGCCAAGCGCUCCGACCCAGAGGCUGCGGCCAUUGAGGAGCUGCUGGGGCGGCUGCUGUCGCGCUUCACCUCGCCCGCCGCGCUGCAGAACCUGCGUCGCGCCUUCCUGCCCAACUACCUAGCCCUGCUGGCCGUCUGCACCGAGCUACGCAUGGCGCCGUCGCGCGCCUUCGCCGGCGCCGUACGGCAGCUGGUGACGGAGCACGUGGACGAGCUGGAUCCAGCCACGGCGGCGGCGGGCGUGGCGGCGGUGGCGGCGUUGGACGGCACAGUCGCGCCCGGCGUGCUGGCACGCGUGUGCAAGCUGCUCACGGACUCAGCGGCGGCACUGGCAUCACCGGCUGCGGCCUCGGCGACCGAGGCAGAGGCUGUAGCAGCUGACGGGGCAGAGGGUACGGCGUCACCGGUGGCAGCGCAGGCACAAGGGCCGAAGCGGUUCCUGAUGAGCGGCCGCGCCCUGGUUGCGGCUGGGCAGGUGGCGGCUCUGGGUCCGGCGGAGGCGGAGGCGGCGCGCCAAGUGCUGGCGGCGGCAGGCAGCGCCGCCGCCGCCCGGCCGUCGCCGCCGCGGGCGCUGUGCAACGCCGAGGCACUGACCGCCGCGGCGGCUGGCGUGCUGGCGUGCGUCGGCGCCGGUGUGCAAGUGCCGGCUGCACUGCUGAAACAGAUGGAGGUGGCGUCCCUCUCCGUCGACGGCGGGCGCAACUUCAACAGCAGCAGCAAUGGCGACCGCGGGAGUGACGGGCGCGGCAAGGCCAUCGUGCUGGGCGACAUGAGUGUUGAGGGACAGCUGCUGCUGGCCAGGGCCUUUGUGGCCACCGCCCACCAGCCUGAGGAGCGGUGGCUGCGGGCCUGGGAGCGCGCCGUGGUGGGCUCGGGACUUCCGGCGGCCACCCCUGCUCAGGUGGCGGCGCUGGCGGCGGCACUGCACGCGCUGUCGCGGUCGACCCGAACCGCAGCACCCAGUGAUGACAAGGGCACUGCCCCCGCCACCACGGCGCCGGUCGUGCCGCGCCCGCGGUUUGUGGCCGCUGCCGCGGAGCGGCUGCACGCCUCGUCGGGCGGCGUCAGCCAGGCUGGAGGCGCAGCGGCGCUGUGCGCGCUGACGCUGCAUCUGGGCGAGCUCGUGUCUUCUACCUCCUCCUCUUCCUCCUCCGCGGCGCCUAGGAUCCGCGCGGAGGACCAGGCGCGGGCCCAGGCCCAAGUCCAAGCGGUGGGUGAGGCGCUGCUGGCCGCCGUGACGGCGCCAGGCGCACUGGCCGGCCUGGACGCGCCGGACCUGGCCGCCCUAGCUGCCGGCCUCAGCCUCAUGCAGCUGCGGCUGCCGGCGGAGGUGUGGUCCGCCGCACUGUCACGCGCCACCGACGCGCCGGCGCUGGCGGCCGCGCUGACCGGUGCGGCGCGGCGCGGCAUGGAGCUAGGGCUGCCGGCGGGCAUCAAGCUGCCUGCCUUCGACCACUUUCUGUCCAUGGCGGGACAGCAUGUGUCCGGUCUGGAGGCGCCGGCACUGGUGGGGCUGCUGGGCCUGGCGGCGGCUGUGCGCGGCUCGCUGCGGCCGGCGCUUGCCGCCACCGCGCUGACGCGGCUGGCGGAGACGGCGCCGGCGCUGGGCCCCGCGGACGCCGCGUUUUUGCUGGCCACCGUGGACGCGCUGGGGCUCAACCUGGCGGCGCCGCUGGUGGCGCGGCCGCUGGCGGUCGCUGGGGUGGGCAGUGCCGAGGCGGGCGCCGGAGGCCAGGAGCCUGUGCAUGAGGCGGCGCUGACGCCGGCGGCAGUGCUGCGGCGUGUGGCUGACGGCGGCGCGCUGGAGCCGCGGCGCGUGGCGGCGGAGCUGGGGCUGGAGCGGUGCGCGGUGCUGGUGGAGCUGGUGGCACGACUGCAGCAGGCGGCGGACGCGGCGGAGGCGGAGGCGCGGGCGGAGGCCGCGGCGGCGCUGGCUCCCGCGACAGCAGACGAGCAGCACCCGCACCACCAGCAGGCGGCGCAGACCUCGCAGCCUGGCCGCCUGGUGUCGCAGCGGCAGCUGGAGGAGCUGCUGGAGCUGCUGCAGCCGUCGCUGCAGGCGUCCGCCUCGCCGGCGGCACUGGUGGCGCUGGCCAGCGGUGCGGCGGCGUUGGAGGUGGCGCUGUCGCCGGCCUGGCUGGCAGCCUUCGUGGCGGCGGCGAGGGCCGCGCUUCCGGACCUGGACCCUCUCACGUCCUCGCGCAUUGCUGUGGCGCUAACGCGCUGCGAGCAGCUGGCUAGCCGGUCGGCGCAGCCCGCGGCUACAGGUGCUGGUGAGGCCGAGGGUACGGUGCGGGACGCGGUCGCGGAGUGGAUGGGCGAAUACGUGGCGGACCAGCAGCGCAAGAUGGCCGCAGCGCCGCCGGCGGCGCUGGCGCUGACGGUGCAGGUGGUGGCGGCGCGGGGCCUGAGCCUGCCUGAGGGCUGGCUGCAGUCCUUCCUGGCGGCCUGCACGCCCUCGCUUGAGGCGCCGCUGCCGCUGACGCAGGCGCAGGCCGCCGGCGCCGCAGCCGCAGCUGCAGCCGUGGCGUCCAGCCGUGGCAGGCCCGCGGCCCCGCGGCCUGGUGCUGCCGGUGGCUUGGCUACGUCGGCUGCUGCUGCAUCUGCUGCCUCGUUCACGCCCUCGCAGCUUGCAACCCUGCUGCGCUGCCUGGCUGACCUGCAGCAGCAGGCGCGGCAGCAGCCGGCCGGCGUCGUGCCUGCUGCCUGGCUGGCGCUGGCGGCGCGCCAGGUGGAGGGGCGGCUGGUGCACUUUUCCCACCCCGACCUGGCGGAGGCGCUGUACGGCAUGAUGCGGCUGGGCGGCGCCGUACACGAGGGUGCCGCCAAUCAGUUAGUCAUCUUGUCGCAGGGCGGCGGCAAGCUGGCGGUGGCGUCGCCGGUGCUGCUGGCGCACACGCUGGCGCCCGUGGCGGUGGGUGAGGGGCGCAAGGUCAGCCCGCGGUGGUGGGAGGAGGUGCAGCGCGUGGCCGCGGCGCAGCUGCGGAGCCUCGGCGCCGCCCCGGCGUCGGACGCAACUGCAGAACUGGCGUCAGUCGUGAUGUCGCUGCUGACGUUGCGCCGCGACAAGGCCGGCACGGAGUUCUCUGAGCAGCUGUCGUCCGCCAUGGCGGCGGCGGUGUGUGGCGACGGGGACGCCGCGUCAGGGGCUGCGGCGGGGGCCCUGGCGGCAGCCCUGCCGGCCGCUGCGGCGACCAUGUACGUGGAGGCGGCGGCGCGCGAGCCGCGUGGUCUGGGUCAGCGCGUGCCGCCGGCGGCGCUGCUACAGACCUACCUGCAGCACAGCAACACCCUCCUGGGCGCCUGGACUGCUACUGCUGUCGCAGCCAAUGCCUCUGCUGCCAGCGAAGAUGAGGCCACAGCCACCGCCGCCUCCUCCGCUUCCUCGGUGCCUGCCAAGGCCGGUGGCAGGGACGCCAAGCGCGCUCGUGCCCAUAGCGCCAAGCGUGCCGACAAGCGCUCCGCAAGCAGCAGCACCGGCAGCAGCAAUGGCAGGGGCCUGCCAGCUCACCUGGUGGAGCACCUGAGCUCCGCGCUCGCGGUGGGGCGGCUCCUGGUGGCGCUGCCGUCGGCGCAACAGCCGGCCGCCGCCGGACCCUGGCUGCUGUCACUGGUGGCAGCGGGGGCGGCAGCGGCGGAAUCGCUGGAUGUGGCCGACGCCGCAGAGGUGCUGUGGCUGGUCGCCACGCUGAGCCGCAGCGGUGGUGGUGCGGGCGCCGGUGUCGUGGCUGCGCAGCAGCAGGUGGCGGCGCUGGCAGCGCGUGUGAACGGCGAGGCGCCGGGCGCUGCGGCUCCGGGUGCAGCGGGGCGGCCCUCUGGGCGCCUCAGCCCGGACGCAGCGGUGAACGCGGUAUGGGCGCUGCGCGUGCUCAAACUCAUGCCCAGCAGCAAGCUGCUGCUGGAGGCAUCACGCGGUCUGCCUCGGCGGCUGGCGGCGCGCUCGCUGUCGCCCGCUGACGUGCACUUGCUGGUGUCGGCGCUGGCAACCGGCGGAGACGACGUGGAGGCAGCCGUUGCGGCUGCGGACGCCGCCGCCGCCGCGCCCUCCGCCGCGCCGCACUCCUCCCUCACGGCCGAGCUGGGUCGCUGGCUGCUGUCGCAGCUGCUGGAGCCCAGCUCCGCCUCCAGCGCCGCCGCCCUGGAUGACGAGCAGCUGGCGGACCUGGUGGACGCCGCCGCCGUGCUGGGGCUGGCCCUGCAGCGCGACUGCCCCGAUGCGCUGGCCGCCGCCGCGGGCCGCCUGGCCGCCGCCGCGGUGCAGGGCGGCCUGCGCGGCGACGCCCUGGUGUCUGCCCUCACCGGCCUGGAGAAGCUGGGCCACGCGCCGCAGCCUGAGGUGCUGGACGCGCUGUGCGAGGCGGUGGCGGCCGGCGCCGCCGACGGCAGCCUCAGCGGGCUGCACAACCUGGCGGCGGCCGCGGCGUCGCUGUACGACCUGGGCGCGCGGCCCGGCGCCGACUGGCUGGGCGGGCUGGGUGAGGCGGUGGUGGGCGCCAUUGACGCGGAGGAGCGCCUGGCACCGCGCACGGCGGUGUGGGCGCUGCAGCUGCUGGCGAGCCGCUUCGAGGGCAACUUCAUGAUCCUGGCGCUGUCGGCCACACAGGCCGUGACGCAGGACCUGCAGGAGCAGCUGGCGGCUGCGGGCGACCCGGGCUACCAGGGCGCAGGCGCAGCGGCGGCGGCGGACGGCCCCUCGUCGCUGGCCGCCGCGCGGGAGGCGGCGCUGGCCCAGGCGGUGCAGGCGGCGCAGGACGCGGAGGGCGACGACCAGGGCCUGGCUGCGGCGCAGGCGGACGCGCAGCGCUACCUGUGGGAGCGCACAGACACAGACCUGGUGCUGCAGCUGCUGAGGGCACUGCGCACCGCGAAACAGCCCGUGCCGGAGUCAUUGUGGCGGCUGGUGGAGGCGGCGGUGCGGCCCGCGCUAAGGAAGCUGGGGCCCGUUGCGGGUGGUGGGAAGGCGGAGGUCGAGGGCGGUGCAGGUGGGGGCGCGGGUGCGGUGGUGGUGCUGGGUCUGACGGAGCCGCAGCUGGCGGCGCUGCUGGGUACCAUGGCGCUACUGGACCACAGCCCCAGUCGGGCGUUCCUGGAGGACGUGGAGCGCGCUGUGGCGCCGCGCAUGACGGUGCAGUCGCCCGAGCUGCUGGCGCCGCUGGCGGAGCACUGCGCGCGGCUAUCGUACACGCCCUCCCAGGCCUUCAUGCGGCCACUAGUGAAGCGCCUAGACGAUCUGCUGUCGCGCGGCGGCGUGUCCACGCCCCACGCCCUCUCGCUCACGCGCUUCCUGUCCACCCUGGUGGUGGCGGGCAUCCACGGCGACGCCGAGCUGGAGGCGCAGCGGCCCCGGUACCUGAGCCUCAUGCAGUCGCUGGUGCGGUGCACGCGUGGCGAUGCGCUGCUGGCGCUGGUGCGAGAGCAGGGCCCUGAGCUCGCGUCACAGCUGGUGUGUGUGCUGCUGGUCAUUUGCUCCUCCUUCCGCAUCAGCCUGCCGCUGUCGCUCCCCGAGGGCGCGUCGGACGAGACGCCGGCCGCGGCAGCGGCGCGGGCCGAGUGGGCAAACGCGGUGCAGGCGCUGACACUGGGCGAGAUGGGCAGUGCGGCUCUGAGCUGGGGGCACACCGGCUGGCUGUUGAGCCAGCUGGCGGAGGCGGAGGACAAGCAUGUCACGGUGCAGGCCGAGUGGCUAUCCGCAUAUUACAAGGGCUUGGAGGCGGCGGCGGUUAGCCUGCCGCCUGCGGAGCUGGGCAUUGCCGCGGCGGCGCUGGCGGCCGGGCGCCGUGGCUUCCAGCAACACCUGGCGCCCACGCUGCCGGCGCGCCUGGGUGCGGUGCUGGAGGACCGCAUCCGCGAGUUCGCGAUGCUGCCGGGGGUGCUGACGCGGCUGCUGCUGGCGCUGGGCGGCAUGGGACACACGCUGCGUACCGAGGUGCUGCAGGCGGUGGAGGCGCUAAUUUCACCACCACUCGAGGGCUCAGUGAAUUGCCUGCAGCAGGCGCGGCAGUUGAUGGAGCAGCAGAAGAAAGCGGCGGCGGCGGGCGGGCAGGGCGCCGCCUCGCCCGAGCAGCUGCAAGAGGUGUUGGAGGCGGCGGAUGGGGCAUUGGACCUGGUCAGCAGCCAGGCCAUCUUCACACUCGCACAGGCGCUGCGCACUCAGGCAUACCGGCCCGGCCCCAAGCUAACUGACGCACUAAUGGCGGCAUGCCACCUUCUGUCUGAGAACACCACCGUCGACAUUGCCCUCUCCGACAAAACCUCACCAGCCGCUUCGCUGCUGGCGCCACACUGGCGUAGCCUUACACAUUUGACCGCGGUGAUGGGCGCGCUGAGCGAGUGGGGCGUGACGCCAACCUCCACCUGGACGGCGGCGGCAGCAGAGGCGGUGGCGGUGGUGUGCAACCUGACCACGCGCGAGACUGUGCGGCAGGCGGAGGAGCUGCCCGACCGCGACCUGCAGGGCAUGGUGUCGGCGCUGGUGCUGCUGGAGGCCUGGGGCUGCCGCUUCACGACCGACCAGGUGGUCAUGCUGGUGGCGGCGCUGCGGGCGCGGCUGGAGCUGUGGCAGGUGGCGGAGCUGCGCUUCAGCCCCGAGCUGGCGGAGCUGCUGGAAGGCGGCCUGCAGCGCCUGCACGAGGGAGGCGACUUCAUCCCGCAUGAGGCGCUGGCCGCAUACGCAGACAUGGUCGGCUUGGACGGGGAGGGCGCGGCAAGCGCUGGUGCUGGCAGUGCGUCUGGGUUUGGCGGCGCUGGCGCGCCGCGCGUAUCGGUUCGGCCGCCGCCGCGCGCUGGCACAGGGUUUGGAGGCGCGGGACGGAAGGCAGCGGCUUCGUCCGCGACCGCGGCGGUGGCGGCGGCGGCGCCGCAGGCGGCUGAGUACCGUGACCUACGGCCCUCGGGUGCCGCGGAUGCGGCGGCGUCUUCCGGUGCAGGUGGGAUGGCGGUGGACUCGGCGCUGGAUGACCUGCUAGCAGGUGUGGCGGGGCCGUCCGCGGUGGAGAACCUGGCGGCGGACGUGGCGGCAGCCUUCGCUGCCAGCACCAGUGCAACUGGAGCCAGCGAAGGCGGCGACGCAGGCGCCAGCACACGCACUGUGGCGGGCGCUACGAGUGCGCCGGCGGCUGCGGACACCGCGGCGGCGCAGGUGGAUGUGCCAAGCACGCGUGGGCCGUCUUUCCGGCGGCGCGCGGCGCCCACGCAGCCUGCCGGCAUGUCGCUUGACAGCCGGCUGGGCCGCGCGGCGGUGGACCAGCUGCUGCAAAUGGUGUCCGCGCCCGCCACGUCGUCUGGUGCGGUGCCCCUGGCUUCCACUCCUGAAGCUGCGGCGGCGGGCGGUGGCGGAGCGGCUGCUGGCACUGCGGCGGCGGCUGCAGCUGCAGGCGCGCGGGCUCGCAGCCAGGCACGUUCAGCUCGUGUCGCGGGGGCUCCGGUGGCUGGGCCGACCCGUGCGCCAGCGGCGGGCAGUGCGAGUGCCCCGGUUCGGCCGGCGGGUGCUGUUGUGCCGCCGCAAGCGGCUGGAGCUCUGAAUCCUGAGGAUCCCCGCACCUGGAACUUGCUGGAUUCAGAGCUGAACGCGGUGGCUGGCGCGGGUGGUUUGCCUUCUGGGCUAGAGGUGGUGGAGCCCCAGGUUCUGGAGCCGUGACGCGAUGGCUAGAGUGGGGCUCAUGUAAUUGUGCGUGUGUUGCUUCAUUGCAGGCGUGUCGGGCGUACGGUAUGUUAUAUCAGGCUGUAGCAUUGGAUUAGCCCUUGGUGGUGUAGUGUUCAGGGCUCACUGAGGCAUGAAGCAGAUCGUGGAGCUCGUAAUAUUCGUGGGUGUGCGGCGGACCUGGCUGCUCCCGGAGCAGCAGUGUAGGGGGCUCAUCGCUGCAUGCGUAAUGCACCGUAUGACGCUGACUGGUCGAGCCUGGACAUCUUCAUAUAAGAACAAUUGAGAAGGGCAUAUUGCAACCAAUUGUAAUACUACUGUAUGUAUCGAACAUACUGUAAACAGCGAGUGCAAGUAGCUUAGCAGGUCAGCUCGGAAAAGAAGCCGAGCACUACAAAUCCAUUUAUGCGUAAGCUACAUACAUUAUGCUGAACUUCAUCAUACUGCAGCUGCUAAUGCUGUGCUUCUGGGCUUUCGGUGAGCUGUCGUUUGCUUUCGCGCUGGUUUGCGAGUAAAGCUGU
Chlamydomonas reinhardtii is the source of this 10004-nucleotide messenger RNA. RefSeq lists its product as uncharacterized. The record is from RefSeq and is a predicted model, not a curated record. Lineage: Eukaryota; Viridiplantae; Chlorophyta; Chlorophyceae; Chlamydomonadales; Chlamydomonadaceae. The transcript has 12 exons. Bases 376 to 9480 code for a protein of 3034 amino acids.